CGUCCUUUCUGCUCCACUGCCGCCUCUGACGACCGCACGACUCCGCCUAGAAGACUUACGACACCCCUAGUCAUUCAGAACACGCCGCGGAUUGAGCAUCAUGCGCACACGACCAGGCCUCAAGAGCUGUCUCAAGAUCACACCCCCGAUCACCCCCGACCUCAGCGCGGCCUCCAGCCCUUGUGGGUCGGGGCGCACGUCGCCCGCACCGCACAGCGAUGGCGGCUCAUCCGUCGGGAGCGGCGGGCGCAAGACCGUCUCGUUCUGCUCCCAGGAAGAGCUCGAGGAGAUUUACUUUGCGGACGAGUGGGACCGGAGCCCCGCCGCCGUCACCCCGAAGUUAUCCUACCAAGAUAUCCUCGAGCUCAAGCAGCUUCGCAUCUCUCUCCCGUACACCCCUCCUCCGCCGACUUCCCGUCAACCCUUCACUACCUCCUCGCCCUCGGCCGCCGCGAACGCUUCAAAUAAGCCCCCAUUCCCCGUCUCGAGGUUCGCCACAGGCCCCUCGUUCACGCCUUCCAAGUGGAGGAAUCGCUCACAACCUCAGCACGCGGACCCCGAGAUCCUACCUUACCUUGACGCGGUUCCCAUCCGUUUGCUGCCCCUCCUACCUCAGUCUUCUCCGCCACCUUCUCCGCCAUCGCACGGCUCUUCCUUACCGGAACCACAUCCGCAGACCCCGACCCCCACUGCGUCACCUGAGAGGAGACCUAUCCAGCCGCCACCAAGAGAACCGCCGGAAAUAAAGAUAGAGCCUGCCGUCACUUCGCCCACCUCUCCUCCCUCCCCAGUAAACGCGAGAAUGGCGAAUUUCGCCUUCAUGCCUCUGCUCCCAGUCCAGGACCCGGUUCCGGCUCCGCCACCACCCGUGUUGCCUCCGAGCGGGCCUGUUCGUCCGAAGCGGACAUUUAACAUGACAUUCCUCCCCGUUAACGCCGUCUCCGAAAGCGAACCUUUGAUGCUGUCAGACGCAGGGUCGGUGGGAACAGACGCCCCGUUACCAUCGUCAUCGUCGUUCGCCAGUGGGAAUGAUCCGCGGUCAAAUGACGCUGGCCAGCAGGCAUCUUCAGCACCAAAUACCUCUUCCUCUCCUCCCCACGCACCUAGUCAGCUUCCGCCGUCGUCCAAUAUGUCCCCGACAAUAUUCGCUCUGUCGCUCUCGUCAUCUACGUCGCAGGGUUCCGCCUUGGAGUCAGACGGAGAGACCGACACUACCGACACCUACGCUUCCGACACGGAUGCAGAGAGUGACGCUCCGAGCACGAGCACUCUGGGCAGUUCUCUGCACUCUCCGCCAUUGGACGACGACAUCGACGCUCAGGCGCGGCUUGAGGAGAUCAAGCUCGGGACAUCCGACUUCGAGUUCGAGCAGGCGGGAUACGCCCCGCGCAUACACACGCAGGAUCCGGGUUCGUAUUUUCCGCCAGUCGUUCUCGCAGACGUAGUCCCUCUGCCCAUCCCGAUCCCCGCGCACACCCAGCCCGCCGACGACUCGCCCUCCAGCGGCGCCGGGCAAACGCCUCCGCUCUCAGUGCUUUACCCAUCCCCUACCUCGCAGCAGAGAGCACUGCCGUCGCGUGAUGUACUCUCUGUCAUCACCGACGAAUCUUCUGACAACGUCGUGCCGUCAUCACAUCCGGAGCCUCCAUCUACGGAACGCGCCGAGGUUGACGUCCCGUCAAUACCCACCCUUUCAUCCGUCCCGCUCUCCAUUAUGACAGGGCGGGGUCAGGAUUCUAUGCCAAAUACGCCCCUCGCCAUGAGCCUCGCGCUCAGGAAGAAGAUCAUGCUCGAGGCGCUGCCCAGCCCGGCGCUCGCCCCGCCGUCUCCCUUCGAACUAGACCCUUUGGACACCCUCGGUGCUGGUUCGGCCUCCGCGAAUCGCGCACCUUCGAAAGGGCGGAUACUCCUGGAGACGUCUCAGACCGAGCUCGACCUUCUCUCGGGUGCGACCAAUGCCCUGGAGGCGCUCGCUGCGUCGAACCUGACUGAGGAGUCUACCAGGACGCCUCUUCCGGGCACGGCGGAGACCCCGAAGGACUCGCCGAUGCUCACCCUGGAGAGCAUGCGAGCGUCGUGGGACGCGAACGCGCGGGUCGGACUCGGUGUCGAGGCGGGCGUCGCUGGCGCGAGCAGCGCGCUGGGACCGAGCCUCAGCCGGAGACGCAUGUCAUAAGGAUUUCGACGGCGUGUAGGCGGCCUCCGGAGACGAUGACGAUGGUUUUAUGGUCAGUAUGGACAGGCGCAUGAGCACUUCUUGGUGUGUUUCUGGCCUGGCCCUUGGCUGCACCGUUCUCCUUACCAUCGCUUUAUUCUCCCCUUUCUUCUUCUAUAUUGUUCGCCUGCAUCAUUUAUCGGGACAUUCUCCUUUUUGCAAGCUCGCGCAUUACAUCCACCCCAUCCUCGUCUCCGCCACCGCCACAUACACCUGCACUAUCCGAUCCCGAGCUCGUCCCCUACCAUCUUCCGCACCCUCUAUCUUAUCGUCCAUACAUUAUACACCUUCAAUCUUGUACGACGCCUCGCGUCUUAUGCAUAGGAUUCCGGCUCGUCCCAUCCCACGCCCCCGCUUGCCCCGCCACACUGCAACGCCCCGCAUGUUGUCAUCUACAUAUCUCCCGCAUACAAUAUCUCGCCCACACUUCGUAGUUCCCUCACGCAUGCCUCGCGCGGGGCUGGUCGGCGGGCCGUUCGGACAUCUGCAUGCAUCUUCGCUCGUAGCCAUAGACGGAUCGCUCUCGCUCUCUUGUGCGCUGUACAUACUUG
Messenger RNA from Trametes versicolor FP-101664 SS1, 2766 nucleotides. RefSeq lists its product as uncharacterized. Lineage: Eukaryota; Fungi; Basidiomycota; Agaricomycetes; Polyporales; Polyporaceae. The record is from RefSeq and is a predicted model, not a curated record. The transcript has 2 exons. Bases 101 to 2176 code for a protein of 691 amino acids.